CUGGGAGGGGACUGGAGGAGGGCUAAGAGGACUCGGCGACCGGCUGCUGGGCGGGGGGAACGGAGAGGGGGGCAGGUCUGCGCCAAUCAGCGGCGCCGGCCUGGGAGGUUGCUAGCGGUAUCCACGUAAAUCAAAGGGCGCGGAGCCAAUGGGAGGGGGCGGAGGGGGCGGGGCCCAGGCGCGUGCCGCUGCGAGCCGGCGCUGCCAAGAGAGCGGGAGAGAGCUGGAGAGAGCAGGGAGAGGGGGGAGCUCCGAGCGAGUCAGAGAGUGAGCGAGAGCAAGAAGGAGGGAGAGGAGAAAGAGAGCGAGGGCGGCGGGCGGGAGGCGGCGGCGGCGGCGGCAGCAGAAGCAGUGAUAGCUGGAGCAGCGACAGAAGGCGUCGGAGCGGGCGUCGGAGCUGCCCGCCGGGGGAGAGAGAGAGAGGAGAGAGCGAGCGAGCGAGCGAGCGAAGAGAGGAGCCCGAGGCGAAAAAGUAACUGUCAAAUGCGCGGCUCCUUUAACCGGAGCGCUCAGUCCGGCUCCGAGAGUCAUGGCGACCGCAGCGUCUAACCACUACAGCCUGCUCACCUCCAGCGCCUCCAUCGUGCACGCCGAGCCGCCGGGCGGCAUGCAGCAGGGCGCGGGGGGCUACCGCGAGGCGCAGAGCCUGGUGCAAGGCGACUACGGCUCGCUGCAGAGCAACGGGCACCCGCUCAGCCACGCUCACCAGUGGAUCACCGCGCUGUCCCACGGCGGCGGCGGCGGGGGCGGCGGCGGCGGCGGGGGCGGGGGCGGCGGCGGGGGCGGCGGCGACGGCUCCCCGUGGUCCACCAGCCCCUUGGGCCAGCCGGACAUCAAGCCCUCCGUGGUGGUGCAGCAGGGCGGCCGCGGCGACGAGCUGCACGGGCCGGGCGCCCUCCAACAGCAGCACCAGCAGCAGCAGCAGCAGCAGCAGCAGCAGCAGCAGCAGCAGCAACAGCAGCAGCAGCAGCAGCGACCGCCGCAUCUGGUGCACCACGCAGCCAACCACCACCCGGGGCCCGGGGCAUGGCGGAGCGCAGCCGCUGCCGCGCACCUCCCGCCCUCCAUGGGAGCGUCCAACGGCGGCUUGCUCUACUCGCAGCCCAGCUUCACCGUGAACGGCAUGCUGGGCGCCGGCGGGCAGCCCGCGGGGCUGCACCACCACGGCCUGCGGGACGCGCACGAGGAGCCGCACCACGCCGACCACCACCCGCACCCGCACCCGCACCCGCACCAGCAGCCGCCGCCGCCGCCGCCCCCGCAGGGGCCGCCCGGCCACCCCGGCGCGCACCACGACCCGCACUCGGACGAGGACACGCCGACCUCGGAUGACCUGGAGCAGUUUGCCAAGCAGUUCAAGCAGCGACGCAUCAAACUGGGAUUUACCCAAGCGGACGUGGGACUGGCUCUGGGCACCCUGUAUGGCAACGUGUUCUCGCAGACCACCAUCUGCAGGUUUGAGGCCCUGCAGCUGAGCUUCAAGAACAUGUGCAAGCUGAAGCCUUUGUUGAACAAGUGGUUGGAGGAGGCGGACUCGUCCUCGGGCAGCCCCACGAGCAUAGACAAGAUCGCAGCGCAGGGGCGCAAGCGGAAAAAGCGGACCUCCAUCGAGGUGAGCGUCAAGGGGGCUCUGGAGAGCCAUUUCCUCAAAUGCCCCAAGCCCUCGGCCCAGGAGAUCACCUCCCUCGCGGACAGCUUACAGCUGGAGAAGGAGGUGGUGAGAGUUUGGUUUUGUAACAGGAGACAGAAAGAGAAAAGGAUGACCCCUCCCGGAGGGACUCUGCCGGGCGCCGAGGAUGUGUACGGGGGGAGUAGGGACACGCCACCACACCACGGGGUGCAGACGCCCGUCCAGUGAACUCGAGCGGGGGGAGGGGCAGAGCGCGGGGCUCCCCCUCCCCUUCGGUCCAUGGCCCUUUCCCGGUCCCCUUGUUUCCUCUCUAACUUCUGAUUGUUCUUUUAUUUUUAAUUAUUAUUGCCCCGUCCCUUAAAAGAGAAAAUAAUAAUAAUAAUAAUAAUAAGGAAAGCAACUAAGGCACUGGACUAUCGUUUUCGGUAGCAUGUGUAAUGAUGUGUUUUGACCUUUACAGGCUAGCCCAGGCAAUGGAGUGGAGUGUCUCAGAGAGGAAGGAGCGUGUGAUAGAGAGAGAGGAAGAGAUAGUAGCAAGCACUGAGAUAAAUACCUGGCAAAACUAGAUCAAUGACCAAAAAGAAAAAAUAAAAUUCCACCAAAUCAUGAUAAACACACAAAAAAACACAGCUUCUUGAGGCUGGGAGUUGGCACAUGCUCUUGUGUUUAUCUAAUGUGGAUCCCCAUCAGGAGAAAGAAUACACGCAUUCGUUCUUUGAUGUAGGCAAAAAUUUAACCACAAUAAAUUGCACUGCAAGAAAAUUGAAGUUUACAUGGACAAAUUCGUGAACAUAUUUUUCUUUCUCCCACCAUGAAUUUAGAAAUUGCUAGGGUUUGUUUUGUUUUGUUCAGCAGAGAGAGUUGACGCCAGCUCUUGGCCACUCUCCAUUUCUAACCUUCUUGUGUCACCCCUUGUUCUUCUUGCUGUUUGUGAACUUUGGUUUCCUUCUGUUCCCCCACCCCUCCACCCCACCCCUCACACUGGUGUAAUGUUUAUUUACUCCUUUUACCAAAGCGAAAAAGAUUGGCUUCAUACAAAAUAAAUCAUUCUCCACUUUCAGGAAAUCUGCAUGGUCUCACCGUUUUGUCCAAGGCAAGAAUCCAGUUUGGAAUACAAAAAUAAAAGUCCAGCAUUGGUUUUUGUGACCAGCCACAAAGUAAACUUCAUUUUCAGGCAGUGUUUCUGGGGGAGGUUAUGGAGGGGAGGGAAAAAAAAGAAAGAAAAGUCCAUGGCGAAUGACUGAUGAUUCAUUUUAUCAGGCAGGUCCAUUGUGAAGGAACUCAGGAAAUGUGGAGAUGAAAUAUAUUUCCAGAGUUGCCCAACAGAAAGUGGCACAUUGAAGAGAACUAGAGAAAUAGGUUUCUUCAGAUGCCCCUGUAUAGUUCUCUGCCUUCUGUUUUAAUAACUUAACUAUGAGAAAUUAUUUGUGCUGACAGCAGCAUUUAUACUGUGUUCCUCUAAUAGUAUUUUUUAAAAAAUUAUGCGGGAACUUAAUGUUGUAUGCAUAGACUGUUUUCUUAGCACACAAAUACCCACAUGCAUACAGGGAUUAUCUCCACUGUAGACUGGUUUUGUCUUCACUAGCUCAUGUGUUUAUCAAUUCAUAUUUAAGGUCCCACACCCUCUCUCAUGUAAUUUAUUACAAAAACAAAUUACCCAGUUUGACUUGGACAGCUUUCCCUCACCCCCUCUUUCACCAAGGAAGCCAAAUGAAGUGGGGAAGAUGCUAUUUUCAAUUCCUCUUUUUCUCCCUUUGUUAAUAGUUUUAAGUAUGAUUUCUACCUUAUCUUCUUGUGUUAACUCCCAUGACAAAAGACUUUACUGGGGAGUGUAGGUGAAAAAAAACUUGUAACUGCACUGAAAAUAAAUACCAUUAAACUGUGAUCAGUACAAAUAUUCAAAAAAAUUGCAAUCAGCACAAAGGGGCGCUAGAAGGGAAAACACUUUUUAUUCAUCUGAAAACUUUGGGGCUUUUUUUUUUCCUGGUUAGGUGUUAGAAAAAUUUUAUGUUAAAAAUUCAAUUCUCACUACCAUAAAAUUAUGGUUCCGCAUCAGUUUAGCAUUGCACUUAGUAGUUAAGGUUUUAGGGUUAUAUUGUCUUUUCAAACACCUGUGAUCGGUUCAUUUUUUAAUGUUUUUGCAAGAUAAAUGAUAACUUACAAUGGGCAUAUUUCUUUGCCUGUAUUUCAUUUC
This is a messenger RNA of Sorex fumeus (smoky shrew), 3824 nucleotides long. It is a transcript of the gene POU3F2, whose product is annotated as POU class 3 homeobox 2. The transcript has a single exon. Bases 530 to 1858 code for a protein of 442 amino acids. The record is from RefSeq and is a predicted model, not a curated record. Gene Ontology annotation, molecular function: RNA polymerase II cis-regulatory region sequence-specific DNA binding; DNA-binding transcription factor activity, RNA polymerase II-specific. Lineage: Eukaryota; Metazoa; Chordata; Mammalia; Eulipotyphla; Soricidae. Gene Ontology annotation, biological process: brain development; regulation of transcription by RNA polymerase II. Gene Ontology annotation, cellular component: nucleus.